AUGAGCCCAGAGGAAUGUGAUCACAUCAUCCGCACAGCAAAACCGAUGGUGCUGCGCUACUCCAAUGGAGAGGAGUACGGGCCGCACUAUGACUCACUGCAGGAUGGAUCCCCACGGGUGGCCACUGUUCUGCUGUACCUCAACAAUGACACCUCAUUGGUCGGCGCCAAGCUUGAUAUCCGAGGAUCGCGGCAGUGGGGUGUCAUCCUGCGCCAAGGGCUCUGUUGCAAUGAGGCCAAGAAAAGGAUACACACAGGUCUGUUCCACCCAGAGUGGCUGGAGCAUGCGGGAGGGGAUACACCUUCGAGGCAGCUGCAGUUGCCAGAAGACUGCGAGGACUUUGACAGCAAUUGCAAGGGCUGGAGUAAGAGCGGAGAGUGCCUGAAGAAUGCUGGGUACAUGGUGGGGGAUGGAGUUGUGCUGGGCCAGUGCCGGCUGAGCUGCAAAUCUUGCGGAUUUGACAGUGCUGUGAACAAUUACGAGAGCCUGCUGUCUCUUGCCCGCUCACAAGGAGCUGUUGGCGGUCAGAAUCGGGGUGCCUGUAAGAAAUGUGGCCAGAUCGGGCACCUCACUAAGCAGUGCUACAACAACAUCUCAGUUACAGAGACGCCCGAACAGGCGCAGAAUGGAGCCAGCAACUUGGCCCCCGUGCUUCCACCUGUGGCUGAGGGCAGCGAGCAGAGCUCAGACCUGAGCUUGAGUAGCUACAGUGAUUCAGAGAAGAGUUCAUCAUCAGAGGAUGAGAAGAAGAAAAAGAGGAAGGAGAAAGCAAGCAAGAAGCGGAAAGAGAAGAAGGAAAAGCACAAGAAGGACAAGAAGAAGCGAAAAGCGAAGAAAGAAAAGAUCAAAUCAAAAAAGAAGCGGCGGGAUUCGCCGAGCAGCAGUUUGGAUUAG
Molecule: messenger RNA, 894 nt
Organism: Coccomyxa subellipsoidea C-169
Lineage: Eukaryota; Viridiplantae; Chlorophyta; Trebouxiophyceae; Coccomyxaceae
Exons: 6
Coding region: 1-894 (297 amino acids)
Molecular function (GO): zinc ion binding; nucleic acid binding
Source: RefSeq, a predicted model, not a curated record